This is a messenger RNA of Fusarium vanettenii 77-13-4, 1092 nucleotides long. RefSeq lists its product as uncharacterized. The coding region runs from base 1 to 1092 and encodes 363 amino acids. Gene Ontology annotation, cellular component: cytoplasm. Gene Ontology annotation, molecular function: oxidoreductase activity; nucleotide binding. Lineage: Eukaryota; Fungi; Ascomycota; Sordariomycetes; Hypocreales; Nectriaceae. The record is from RefSeq and is a predicted model, not a curated record. Gene Ontology annotation, biological process: NADPH regeneration. The transcript has 3 exons.
AUGGAGAGUGGUCGCGUGUUACGAGUUGGCCUCAUCGGCUGUGGCGAGGUGGCCCAAGUCAUCCAUGUUCCGACCUUAGGGUUCCUCUCCCACCUGUUUCGCUUGACAUAUCUCUGCGACGUCUCCAAUCAAGCCCUACAGCACGUCAAGAGUCGAGUUCCAAACAGCGGCGAGAUCCAGACAACAAGGGACCCAGACGAGCUGUGCCGAUCUGCUAACGUCGAUGUUGUACUGGUGCUGAGCAGCGAUGAAAACCAUGCAUACCACGCUAUCCUGGCCCUCGGCCAUGACAAGCACGUCUUGAUUGAGAAACCAGCUGCACUCAACCUGCAAGAUUUGCAGCAGAUCAAGAAGGCUGAAGAGGCCUCCAAGGGUCGGGUUAUGGUAGGAUAUAUGCGUAGAUAUGCCUCCGCCUUUAGACAGGCAGUCGAUCAAGUUGGAGGGCUAGACAAGAUUCUUUACGCUCGAGUUCGAGAUAUCAUUGGUCAACCGCAGCCCUUUGUCUCCCAGUCCGGCACAUACCCCAAGCGGUUCAACGAUUUCCGCCAACAAGACGUUGAUGAUCUGGCAGCCCAGCGUGACAAGGCUUUUGAAACUGCGCUUGCCGAGUGCUCUGCUGAGUCCAGCGAGGAGAACCGUCUCUUCUGGAGGUAUCUGGGAGGUCUGGGGUCACACGACCUCUCUGCCAUGCGCGAGACUCUGGGAAUGCCGAUUGGUAUCCACGGCGCCUCGGUGACUAUGCCAUUUUGGAACGUCCUUUUCAAGUACCCAGGUUUCAACGUCAGCUAUGAAUCUGGCAUUGAUAAUGUGCCGCGAUUCGACUGCCACAUCGAGGUCUACGGCACCGACAAGACCAUUCGCGUGAAGUUUGAUACGCCUUACGUCAAAGGGCUCCCGGUCACGAUGCACAUCUCGGAGAACGUAGAUGGAGCUUACAGGGAGACGACGACACGCGUGACGUACGAGGAUGCCUACACUUUAGAACUGAAGGAGCUGUACGAUUGGGUCACAACUGGCAAAAAUAUCAAGACUGACCUGGUGGAUGCGGAGCAGGAUUUGCGCAUCAUGGGGAUGAUUAUGAAGGCUCUGUAG